UCUAGGCAAAGGGUCGUGGGAAGAUAGGGCAACAAUGGUCACGUAUAGAGUUCACCAGAAGCAGAUCAGUGAUCGCCUCCAGGUGCAAUUCAUCUACGAGAACUCACCAGUGUUUGCUGGAACGGAUGAGUUGUCGCUUCUAGUACGAUUCAAGUACACUGGAGACAUCUCAAACAUCAAUCUUGGAGUCCCGUUGCAUGACCCAUUCACUGGUGCAAACUCUUUGAGGGAAGAUAACUCUGGUCGGGUGCAGGUCCACACAUCCACGUCUGCCGAGGAACAAAAUGCAGAACCACCAAAGGACAAUGACUCCUCUAGUGGAUGGUUCGGGUCUCGUCUUUCGUCUCAGCUUUCGAACGCUACUAGAUCUUUAUUUCUACAGAACUUGAACAGCUUGAGCGAAGAAGAUGAAGAGUCAAACGGGUUGACAAUCGCUAAGAAGGCUCAAGAAGAGAAAAGAUUGACCUUAUUUUUAGGUUAUGCGCAAAUACUUGGACACUACUUGAUCAACGAUACAAUAAUCGAUUACUCUAUUUUCAAAGAUUUAGAAAAGAGCACUAUAAUAGAGGGAAAAUAUGCUGGGAUCCAAGGACUAGAUGCAGUUUCUCAGGAAUCAGAUAACAGUGGUGGGCUGUUAUCUGGCUUAAGUGCCACGUACAAUACAGAGAUGAACUCAUCUGUCGAUUCAAAAAUGGUAGAAAAGAUGAAGUUUAUACCGUUCUAUAGCACGAAUCAGAACAUAAUAUUCAGCGAGCUGGUUUUCGACCCAGAGACUUGGACAGCCACUUCACAGCACACAGAAAGUGUCAAAUCCUUUUACAUCAACUGUCAACUGCCGAAAGACCUGCCACCAACCUAUUGCACAGAAGCCGUGCAAAUCAACUACAACUUCAUCUUGGGAUACCAGAUGAUGGAAGGAAAUAACAUAGUUAGCAAGACUGUUUUUGUCCCUCUGAAAAUUCAGCCGUUCAUCGACAACUGCGGUAGGCAACCCGUCUAUCACUUGAAUAAGGCUAGAUUGAAUACCUACAUGGAGGACUUGACUGCAGAUGAUGUUUCUAGCCACCUAUCUUCUGUCAAAAGUGAUUCUUUCUUUCAAAGUGGAAACAUAUUACCUAAUGGACAGGUUACUCAACACCAACCAUCAAGAAGAAUUAGCUUCUGGAACUUGAAGAGAAAAUUGAAGAAGAGCAAAUCCCGCAGUUCAAGUAUCUCAACCGUUGGUAGCGGUCUAGAAAAAAGAAGACUAUCUUCAGUCACAUCUAUUUCCAGUGUUGAGAAAUUGGAUGAAAAAGUCAGUGAGUUUUUGGAUAUACUGGAUUCUCUUGACCAGGCUGACGUUAACAAUAUCAUUCAAAUUCAGGAACAAUUUGAGAAAAAGAUGAACGAAACAAAAUCCUUCAGAUUCAACGUAAGAGAAAACCUAAUGCAAAUCAUGGCAGAUUAUAAGUAUGUGCAGAGGCAAAAGUUAAGUAAGAAAGACUUUGACGACCAUCUAGAAUAUGAUUAUCUUUUACCAAAAGAACAACAAACCAAGUACAUUAUCAAGCAAAAUCAUGGUAUAAUUUCUACUUUAUUUUUAAAUAAAGGAAUUUUCAAAUUAGGUGAUCUAGUCAGCCUAAACAUAUCAUUUGCAGAAUGCAAGUACAAAACAAAAGGAAUUGAGGUUCAGCUUUUAAAGCACCAAAUUUUCCAUCGUGAUGAAUACCUUAAGAAAGGGAAUUAUGACGAGGUUUCUUCUAGACUAGACAAAAACAUUUUAGAGACAAUUCUUUAUGAAAAGGUGAUGUCUGCCUUCGAUGCGACCUCUAUCAAUAUGGACAUACUAAUUCCUGUAGAGGCAGAGCCUCAGUUCAAAACAAACUUCUUCAUUUCAAAGUAUUAUUUACAGGUACGAUUCAUUAUCAUAGACAGCAUGGGGAAAGCAAGAAAUGCUGAAGCUGCUAAUCACGCCGCAGGAAAUGGGACGGUAGACGAAGAAGCGGCAGACGCAGAAGGCAAGAAGAUCAAUUGCGAUUUGAGGAACAUUUUCAUAGACACCACCGGGUCAAUGCUUUUCAGAGCCAAGGAGCACCUAAGCAAUGCAAAUGAGUUCUACAUUCGUAUUCCCUUGGUGGUACUCCCAACGUAUGAGCAAGAUUUUGGUAUUGUUACAACCAAAGUUUGACGUGUGUGUAGCAUUCAGUUAAUCGUGUAUAUUUUAGUGUAAUCUUAAGCCUUGAAAAACAUAACGCGUAAAGCCGCCAAAAAUUAUCGGAGA
Messenger RNA from Pichia membranifaciens NRRL Y-2026, 2260 nucleotides. RefSeq lists its product as hypothetical. The transcript has a single exon. Bases 35 to 2167 code for a protein of 710 amino acids. Lineage: Eukaryota; Fungi; Ascomycota; Pichiomycetes; Pichiales; Pichiaceae. The record is from RefSeq and is a predicted model, not a curated record. Gene Ontology annotation, cellular component: Ric1-Rgp1 guanyl-nucleotide exchange factor complex; Golgi membrane. Gene Ontology annotation, biological process: retrograde transport, endosome to Golgi.